Molecule: messenger RNA, 286 nt
Organism: Penicilliopsis zonata CBS 506.65
Lineage: Eukaryota; Fungi; Ascomycota; Eurotiomycetes; Eurotiales; Aspergillaceae
Exons: 1
Coding region: 35-223 (62 amino acids)
Source: RefSeq, a predicted model, not a curated record
GGAGAUGACCGGGAAGAAAUGACAAUGACACCGGAUGGAAAAGACAGAUGAAGAGCUCGACACGUGGAUGAGGGCGAGCAGACGAGCAGAGGUUGCAGGAAGAAGGGGAAGGGACUGGACUGGACUGGACUGGACAGGACAGUGGACGCCUGGACGGGAGGGACUCAGGGAAUCCGUUAAGGCACGAAGCAGGUUCAGGCCACAAAAAAAUGUGACUCGGUGAUCGUCGAUUCUCGUAAGUCAAAAGGCUUUAGUAUUAAUUAUUGGGUUAACUAGUAGUGGCUAG